CUUUUACAGUAAUCAACCAACAGCCGCGUUUGACAUUUCUCUGAAAUAAAAGGAUUCUUCUCCGAUUCAUUCCUUGUCCAAUCUCGAUUGAUUCGCUUCAGAUCCAAUACUGCCAUUGAUCCGAGAUGGCGGAUAUCGUGAAGCAAAUCUUAGCGAAGCCUAUCCAACUGUCAGACCAGGUGGUGAAAGCGGCGGAUGAGGCAAGUGCGUUCAAGCAGGAGUGCGCGGAAGUCAAGGCGAAGACUGAGAAGCUUGCUGGUCUUCUCCGGCAGGCAGCCCGGGCUAGUUCGGAUCUGUACGAGCGUCCGACGCGCCGUAUAAUCGACGACACGGAGCAGAUGCUGGACAAGGCAUUCUCCCUUGUGCUCAAGUGCCGAGGGAACGGGAUCAUGAAGCGCGUCUUCACCAUCAUCCCCGCCGCCGCCUUCCGCAAGAUGUCUGCUCAGUUGGAGAACUCCAUCAGUGACGUUUCCUGGCUCCUCCGCGUCUCCGCUCCCGCUGAGGAUCGCGGCGACGCUGGUUACCUCGGCCUUCCGCCGAUCGCCGCCAACGAGCCCAUCCUCUGCCUCAUCUGGGAGCAGAUUGCUCUUCUCCACACCGGAUCACUCGAAGACCGCUCCGAUGCUGCCGCUUCCCUCGUUUCUCUUGCCCGUGACAACGAUCGCUACACCAAGCUUAUCAUCGAGGAAGGAGGCGUUGGGCCUCUCCUUAAGCUGCUCAAGGAAGGCAAACCUGAGGGGCAAGAGAACGCUGCUCGUGCUUUAGGCUUGCUCGGUCGAGAUCCCGAGAGCGUCGAGCAUAUGAUCCACGGCGGCGCCUGCUCCGUCUUCGGAAAAGUCCUCAAAGAAGGACCCAUGAAGGUCCAGGCGGUGGUCGCGUGGGCUACCUCCGAGCUUGUCUCCAAUCACCCCAAGUGCCAAGACAUGUUCGCUCAGCACAACGCCAUUCGCCUUCUCGUAGGUCACUUGGCCUUCGAAACUGUCCAAGAGCACAGCAAGUACGCCAUUGCCAACAACAAAGCUACUUCCAUUCACCACGCUGUCGUUCUCGCCAAGGAGAGCCCUCAUUCCGCCCCCGCAAAGGCUGUCGACGAUGAUCAGAGCUCUAUUCCCCAUCCCACGGGGAAGCAAAUGCCCAAUCAGAUGCACAGUGUCGUCGUCAGCACCAUGGCCAACCCUCCCAAGAAGUCCACGAGCAACGGUGUGCUCCAGAGUAAAGGUGGCAAUCUACAGCCACACCAGAAUUCGACUUCCAAGACUCGAGAGCUGGAAGACUCCGCCACCAAGUGUCAGAUGAAGGCCAUGGCCGCUAGGGCGCUCUGGAAGCUGGCGAAAGGAAACUCCACCAUCUGCAAAAGCAUCACAGAGUCAAGAGCUCUCCUUUGCUUUGCUGUUCUGAUUGACAAGGGCAAUGAAGAGGUCAGAUACAACUCAGCUAUGGCCUUGAUGGAGAUCACGGCUGUUGCAGAGCAGGAUGCGGACCUCAGACGCUCCGCCUUCAAACCUAAUUCACCGGCCUGCAAGGCUGUCGUUGAUCAGGUGCUCAAAAUCAUUGAGAUUGCCGAUUCUGAGCUACUCAUCCCAUGCAUGAGAACCAUAGGGAACCUUGCAAGAACAUUCAGAGCAACAGAGUCAAGGAUGAUUGGGCCUUUGGUGAAGCUUCUGGAUGAAAGAGAGCCUGAAGUGACAGGGGAAGCAGCGGUUGCCCUCACAAAAUUCGCCUGCACUGAGAAUUACUUGCACAAAGAUCACUCGAGGAGUAUUAUAGAAGCUGGUGGAGGGAAACAUCUGGUUCAGUUGGCCUACUUUGGAGAGAGUGGGGUUCAGAUUCCGGCUUUAGAGCUCCUAUGUUACAUAGCACUUAAUGUACCGGACAGUGAGCAGCUGGCAAAGGACGAGGUACUAGCAGUGUUGGAGUGGGCUUCGAAACAGUCUUGGGUGACACAGCUGGAGAGCUUAGAAGCUCUGUUGCAGGAGGCCAAGGGGAGACUGGACCUGUACCAGUCAAAAGGAUCAAGGGGUUUCAAUUUCAAUUGAUUCAAUUUGUUUCCAUUUUGGAUGUCUUGUUUCUCGGCUUGUAUUUCAAUUGCACGCACGCACGCACGUUUCAAUUGUGUUUCUCUCGGCUUGUUUAAUAGCACUACGUGUAAAGCAAGAAGAUUAAAAAAUGGAGCUUUUUGUA
Messenger RNA from Brassica napus (rape), 2181 nucleotides. RefSeq lists its product as uncharacterized. Bases 126 to 2036 code for a protein of 636 amino acids. Gene Ontology annotation, biological process: cell surface receptor signaling pathway. Gene Ontology annotation, molecular function: protein binding. The record is from RefSeq and is a predicted model, not a curated record. The transcript has a single exon. Lineage: Eukaryota; Viridiplantae; Streptophyta; Magnoliopsida; Brassicales; Brassicaceae.